Molecule: messenger RNA, 933 nt
Organism: Malurus melanocephalus (red-backed fairy wren)
Lineage: Eukaryota; Metazoa; Chordata; Aves; Passeriformes; Maluridae
Gene: TMEM154
Product: transmembrane protein 154
Exons: 6
Coding region: 159-728 (189 amino acids)
Source: RefSeq, a predicted model, not a curated record
ACGGAAUUACAUCACUUCCUAAAACCCAUCAAAGAGAGUCCAUCUCCUGAAGAAAUGCAGCUGAGAUGCACCCCGGCAGGAAGCAGGAAAUGUAGCUGUUCGGGUGCAGCAGGGAGGCAGCCGGAGCGCCCCUGGGCCGGGAGCGCUGCGGGCGCAGCAUGCGGAGCGCUGGGCUCCUCACCCUGCUCUCUGCGCUGUCGCUGGCUGGACGAGCUGCCGGCAAUGGCCCUGAAAAUGAUGGAUCGGGAGAUGGAUCGAUGAUAUUACCCACUUUCAYAACAACACAUCUUCCUGCUACGAGUCCUUCAGCCGUGGAUGACCAUGAGCCAGUACUUGUAACUGCAGGCCCUACUGAAAGCAGCUUUGAAACACAGAGUUCUCCAAGUACUGAACUGAAUGCUGUGAACAAUGAGGACAGCCUAGAAGCACCAGAACAGUCUAUCUUGAUAUAUGUUGUCCCUGUGGCUCUGCUGGUCCUACUGAUUUUGUUAACAGCAUUUUUUGUAAUGCAUCGUAAAAGGAAAAAGUCUAAGCAAGAUGAGCUGGGAAGCGAAAAUGUGAAAAGUCCUAUUUUUGAAGAAGACACRCCCUCUGUUAUGGAGAUAGAAAUGGAAGAGCUUGAUAAAUGGAUGAACAGCAUGAACAAAAAUGGCGACUGUGAAUGUUUGCCUACUGUAAGAGAAGAAGAAAAAGAAUCAAUUGCCAAUCCAAGUGAUGGUGAAUCAUGAAGUCCUCAGAACAGCAAAGAACUGGCUAAAGGGAAGCAGCACACAAACUCAUCAUUCCCCAAUACUGGAAGAACUGGAUUUAAAUAUAGUCAAUCUCAAAAAUCCAGAGAACCAAAUGCUUUUGCUGUAUUCUGCUUUAUAUGGUCUUCAGAAAGGAAACAUCACCAAGGGAAAAGAAGAAGAGAAAAAGAAAAAAUAAAGAAAA